Lizanozyma spartinae is the source of this 1257-nucleotide messenger RNA. RefSeq lists its product as uncharacterized. The transcript has a single exon. Gene Ontology annotation, cellular component: cytoplasm. Lineage: Eukaryota; Fungi; Ascomycota; Pichiomycetes; Serinales; Debaryomycetaceae. The coding region runs from base 1 to 1257 and encodes 418 amino acids. The record is from RefSeq and is a predicted model, not a curated record.
AUGGAGGAAGACAUUCCAGAAUUAGUAGUGGAUUUAGAUACACCUAUAACAACGACAUCUCAGCAGGAAGGCAAUGCUGAAGGAGACAUUGUCCAAGACAACACUGAAGUCGUUGAGUACGAUGCCACCCCCGAUCGUAAGAUCCCAAUAACCAUUAUCACGGGAUACCUUGGGUCUGGAAAGCUGACCUUACUCCAGCACAUCAGUCAGACGUCCAAUAAACGACUCGCUAUCAUACUCAAUGAGUUUGGAGACUCUUCUGCUAUUGAGAAGUCGGUGACGAUCCAAAACCAAUCAGAAUCCGUACAAGAAUGGCUUGAUUUAGGAAACGGAUGUCUUUGUUGUACUGUCAAAGAUAACGGAGUGCUUGCAAUAGAAGAGUUGAUACGCAAGUCCAAAAACAAGAUAGACUAUAUCUUAUUGGAGACCACGGGGAUAGCAGACCCUGCACCUAUAGCCAAGAUGUUCUGGAUAGACGAAGGGUUAGCAUCCAAUGUGUACAUUGAUGGUGUAGUGACAGUUGUUGAUGGAGUGAACAUUGUAUCGUGUCUUGAGGAUGUUGGGGGCCAUUGGCACAAGGAACACCGACACAUGAAACUUGACCAAGCAGUUAACAAGGAUGACGUUACUACUGAAGAGAUCCAACAGGAACAGAUGAGUCUUGAACAAGGAUUAACCACCGCUCAUUUACAAUUGGCAUUGGCAGAUACCAUUUUGAUCAAUAAGGUUGAUUUGUUGACAUCACCAGAUUCAAUUGAUAAGGUCAAACAUAAGAUAAGACAAGUCAAUAGUCUAAGCCCUGUUUAUACCACAUCCUUUGGUGAUAUUGACAUCGACACCAUUUUAGAUUUGCAUGCCUUUGAAGCCAAUGAAACAUCCAUAGCCAAAAUGUCGUCUGGUUCUGGUCACGUGUUCCACGAUGGACGGAUUACUACUGUGAGUAUCAAAUUCCCAUUCUUCCGUGACCCCCUGAGUUUCCAAGCGUUUGAGUCCUUCAUCCAGCAUGUUCUUUGGGAGGAUGAUCUUGAUGGAGUCGCAGUGCAAAUCCAUCGGGCGAAAGGAUUACUUGUGUGCGACAUUAGCGAUGGCCAGCCACAUGAUGUUCGGGUACUUCAGGCAGUUCGAGAUACUUAUGAUAUAAUUGAGAAUGCGACGUUAGUUCCCGGAGUCAAGGAGAAUCAGCUCGUACUUAUAGGAAAGAACUUGACAGUGGAAAGUCUUGAACGAGAGUUGAAAAAGUAUAUAACCAUACAAUAA